Messenger RNA from Amorphotheca resinae ATCC 22711, 2466 nucleotides. RefSeq lists its product as hypothetical. The coding region runs from base 1 to 2466 and encodes 821 amino acids. Gene Ontology annotation, biological process: Mo-molybdopterin cofactor biosynthetic process. The record is from RefSeq and is a predicted model, not a curated record. Gene Ontology annotation, molecular function: molybdenum cofactor sulfurtransferase activity; pyridoxal phosphate binding; molybdenum ion binding. The transcript has 2 exons. NCBI's taxonomy places the organism in Eukaryota, Fungi, Ascomycota, Leotiomycetes, Helotiales, Amorphothecaceae.
AUGGAUGAAGAUACGGUUCUUGGAUACAACAAAGAUGUUGAAGCUUUCCGGGAGCUGGAGUAUCCCAUGCUCAAGGAUGCUGUUUAUCUCGAUCAUGCUGGGACGACUUUGUAUUCGAAGUCGCUCAUGGAGAGAUUCAUGACUGAUAUGAUGUCCAAUCUUUACGGCAAUCCCCAUUCCGCCUCUCCAUCCUCCCAAUUAUCGACAAACCGGAUCGAAGACACCCGAUUGAAUGUUCUGCAGUUCUUCAAUGCUGAUCCAGAUGAAUUCGAUAUUGUCUUUGUUGCCAAUGCCACCGCCGGGAUAAAACUGGUGAUGGAUGCGUUCCGGGGGAGAGCUGGCGGAUUCAACUACGGCUACCAUAUUGCUGCGCAUACAAGUCUUGUUGGAGUUCGAGAGAAUGCUGUAUCAAGCUGUUGUCUUGAUGAUGAGGAUGUUGAGCUGUGGCUCGACGGCUUUCGGAGUCUUGUGGACGGGAAUCAUGGCUGUGAUUUGAAUCUGUUCGCAUACCCGGCCCAGUCAAACUUGGACGGACGGCGUCUACCAUUAACAUGGGCGCAUAGAGUACGGGAAGCCAGUUCUCCCAUGGGCUCGACAAAUUACACCCUGCUCGAUGCGUCUGCCAUGGUCUCAACAUCCCAGUUGGAUUUAAGCGAUGCGAGGACAGCUCCGGACUUCACUGUCCUUAGCUUCUACAAAAUAUUUGGAUUUCCGGAUUUGGGCGCAUUGAUUGUGAGGAAGGAUUCUGGCUCAAUCUUCGAUAACCGGAAGUACUUUGGUGGAGGUACUGUUGAUGUCGUCCUCUGCGUGAAGGAGCAAUGGCACGCCCCAAAAACGCAGUCCCUACAUGAGAGCCUUGAAGAUGGUACUCUACCUCUCCAUAACAUCAUGGCCUUGGAUGCUGCAAUCGACGUUCACAAAAGGUUGUAUGGGUCUAUGGAUCAGAUCGCAAGACACACUGCCUGUUUGGCGCGGAGACUAUACGAGGGGCUAGCAUCAUUACGACAUGCAAAUUCUGAACCCGUAUGCGUAAUGCACUCCCCCGCAUUUCCCUCGAGAGAUGCCAAUCUCAAGCAAGGUCCUGUGAUAGCCUUCAAUCUACGAAACAGUAGCGGAGCUUGGGUGAGCAACAUCGAGUUUGAGAGACUGGCAGCUGUACGAAACAUUCAUGUCCGGACCGGCGGCGUUUGCAAUCCCGGGGGUAUUGCAACAUCCUUGAAACUAGAAGCGUGGGAGAUACGACGGAACUUCUCAGCUGGAUAUAGGUGUGGAGCCGAGACGGAUAUCUAUUCUGGCAAGAUCACUGGCAUUAUUCGAGCGAGCAUAGGUGCAAUGAGCACAAUGAGCGAUGUGGAAACAUUCAUCUCAUUUGUUCGGGAAUUCUAUGUUGAAGAGAACCUUCCACUUCUUCACACGGACAUCGCAGCGCAUUCUGAGGAGCCGGCUGAUCUGGUUGUAGAGAGCCUCACCGUCUACCCGAUCAAGAGUUGUGGGGGCUUCAGCAUUCCACCAUCCGCUGCUUGGGAGGUCAGGCCAGAAGGCCUGGUAUGGGAUAGAGAAUGGUGCCUUAUCCACCAAGGGACGGGCCAGGCAUUGAGUCAGAAACGGCAUCCUCGCAUGGCUUUGAUCCGACCGGUAAUUGAUUUUCAAGCUGGGGCUCUCCGUGUCCAUUACCUUGGAACACGGCCUCCCGGAGUGCCCGAAGAAAUCAGAAUACCCCUUUCAGCGAAUCCUUCUUUCUACAAGCCGGUAGACGGCACCAGAUCCCUCUCAUCUCGUGUGUGUGGCGAUGCCAUUGUAACACAUACUUAUGCCAACCCUGAAAUCAACAAUUUCUUCUCGAGUGUCCUUGACGUCCCCUGCGUUCUGGCUAGGUUCCCCGCCGGAGGGUCAGGAUUGAGCGGCCGCCAUGCGAAAGCUCAUAUGCAGAAGCAUCAACGGCCAAAGAAGAUUUCCUCGAAUUCGGAUCCAGGCUUCCUAGGUUCUCUGACCCCGCCAGAUUCAGAUAGCGAGACGCAGAAGAGGCCGAUACUGUUGUCAAACGAGAGUCCUAUUCUUGCAAUCAACAGAUCAAGCCUCGAUGCCCUGAAUGAAGAAAUCAUAAAGGGUGGAGGUUCUCCUGCAUCUGCCGCUGUAUUCCGAGCGAAUGUGAUCCUUGCGCCUUCUAAUCAGAAUACUCAACAACAGCCCUAUAGUGAGGAUCAUUGGACGAAGCUCCGCAUCGGUCAGCAGGAAUUUCAGAUGCUGGGAUCGUGCCGUCGCUGCCAUAUGAUCUGCAUUAACCAGAACACUGCGGAGAAAGAUAAAGAGCCUUUUGUUACGCUGGCAAAAACACGAAGGUUUGACUCGAAGAUUUUCUUUGGCUCUCAUAUGUGUCAUAUUCCUUCCAAAAAUGCCACAAGAGAGAGCCAAUGCCCUACGAUUAAAGUAGGGGAUAUUGUGUCAAUAAGUAUGAACGUCGGUUGA